AGAUCUUUCAGUGUCGAUUCAGAGAGGGGGCAUCACUUCUGAUCAGGCUCAGUACAGGGUAGGUCAGUGGAACGGAGAGAGGGGAGAGAGCGAGAGAGAGAGAGAGGGAGAGAGGGUGCCCCAUCCAUGAACUAGCCCCUGGAGGAGUUGACUGCAAACUUAUGGCUGUAUGAAAAAUAACGUUAUUUUCUCCUUUCUCUGGGAUCUUGGCUACCAGUUCUCUCCUGAUCAGAAGUUGUCACACUUAUUUUUAAUUUCUUAAAUUAAGCCACAUUUUCUGUGGACAUCAUUGGUGGUCAUGGAUACCCAUAUAAGAUGGAAAAUAAAACGGCGGAUAAGGGACUUGCACCUUACUUUAGCAAUAAUUCUUCUCUUUGUAACUUCGCAAGCAAGUUCAGUGGAACCCGCAGAUCUCUUGAAGAUAUUAGAUUUUCAAAAUUUACCUGAAGGCGUAACAAAGACGACAGGUUUUUGUACGCACCGGAAGUCCACAAAAGGACCAGAUGUGGCAUAUAAAGUAUCCAAAGACGCCCAGCUCAGCGCACCUACUAAACAGCUGUACCCUUCUACGGCCUUUCCGGAGGACUUCUCCAUUCUGACCACAGUGAGGCCAAAGAAAGGCAGCCAGUCCUUUUUGAUGUCCAUCUACAAUGAGCAGGGAAUCCAGCAACUCGGCAUGGAGGUGGGCCGCUCGCCAAUCUUCAUGUAUGAGGAUCACAUGGGCAAACCUGGCCCCGAGGACUACCCGCUCUUCAGAGGGGUCAACCUGGCUGAUGGAAAGUGGCAUCGAGUGGCUAUUAGUGUGCAUAAGCAAACCAUCACAAUGAUAUUGGACUGUAAAAAGCAGACCAAGAAGACCCUGGCUAGAAGUCCACAUCCCAUCAUUGAUACCAAAGGCAUUGUGGUUUUUGGAACUAGGAUACUUGAUGAAGAAGUCUUUGAGGGAGACAUCCAGCAGCUGAUGAUCGUAGCAGACCACCGGGCAGCCUAUGACUACUGUGAACACUACAGCCCUGACUGUGAGGUACCCAUCCCAGAUGCCCCUCAGAACCAAGACCCAAAUGCCGAUGAAUACAACCCAGAGGAAGAUAGCUAUUACUAUGAAUACCCUUACUAUGAGGACAUGGAUUCCAAGCCCCAUGAGUCAUCCCCAGCUCCAGAUGAGGUUGCAGGACCCAUCACUGAGGGUGACAAGGUUGACGUAUUGGGCAAUGGCAAGGUGACAACAGUGGAGAAGGUUGUGACCUCGGUGACGGAGACUGCCACUGGGGAAGGCCCCUCGGAGGACUCCUACACUGAGGAGACCAGCCCUUAUGAAAGCUACGACAACUAUGGGAACUACGAAACCUACUACGAUGAAUCCACGGCAAAGCCUGACUCCUCUCGACGGGUGACCAUCACUGGCAGCGUGGACCAUGGUACCGUGACUGGUGCUGAGGUGGACCUGGGACUUGGGGGAAGGAUUAAUCUGGGCACCGGAGUGGACCUGGACAAGAAGAUCACCACAGGCAGCUCGACUAUCACCAUGACAGGGAACGUUACCCGCGUUGGAGGUGACGACCACUAUGGCGAGGGCUACGAGUACGGAGAGGACUACCGAAUUGACCAUGGAGCCGGUGGCGGCAGCAGUUCCUCGAGUUCUGGUGGUUCUGUGAGCGUCGGUGGUGGCUCUGUGAGCGUUGGAGGUGGCUCUGUGAGCGUCGGUGGUGGCUCUGUGAGCGUUGGCGGUGGUUCUGUGAGUGUCGGCUCUGCAGGCACUGGGGGAGGAUCCGCGAGUGCUGGGGCUGGUGCUGGUGCCGGUGUCGGUGUCGGUGUCGGUGCUGGUGCUGGUGCUGGUGCUGGUGCUGGUGCUGGUGCUGGUGCUGGUGCUGGAGGCACAGCGGGUGGCGUGGAGGGUGAAGCAGAUUAUACAGAUCUCGAUGGGUUCAAGGAGGAAUCCUUUGAUGAUGACGAUAUGACGAUAAAGGACAUCUAUGACUACACAGAUGUGGACUACGGCGAUGGAGAGUUACCAGCAGUGCAGAAUGAGUACGAACAGGUUGGCGGAGCCAGGGGAGAGAAGGGGCAGAAAGGAGAGCCUGCUGUCAUUGAACCUGGAAUGCUGGUGGAGGGUCCGCCGGGUCCUGAAGGCCCUACCGGUCUCCCUGGGCCCCCAGGUACGUCUGGAUCCCCAGGCAUUGCUGGAGAUCCUGGAGAUAGGGGCCCUCCUGGUCGUGCAGGCCUGCCCGGUGCUGAUGGCCUGCCAGGCCCCCCAGGGACUGUCUUAAUGAUGCCUUUCCGCUUCAGUGCAGGAGGGGACUCAGGACAGAAGGGGCCUGCUGUGUCAGCUCAGCAGGCCCAGAUGCAAGCCCUCAUGCAGCAGGCCAGGCUGGCUCUUAGGGGUCCUACAGGACCAAUGGGUUUGACUGGGAGGCCCGGGCCUUUGGGUUCUCCAGGUAUUUCUGGACUGAAGGGAGAGUCUGGGGAGAGUGGUCCACAGGGACCUCGUGGCCCUAUGGGGUCCCCUGGGCCUACAGGGAAACCAGGAAGACGGGGUCGGGCUGGGGCAGAUGGAGCCAGAGGAAUGCCAGGACUGACAGGAACAAAGGGUGAUAGAGGGUUCGAUGGCCUUGCCGGAUUACCUGGUGAAAAGGGACACAGAGGCGAGGCAGGGCCACAGGGGCCUCCUGGACCAACAGGAGAGGAUGGUGAAAGAGGCGAUGAUGGUGAGGUCGGACCAAGGGGUCUGCCAGGCGAGCCUGGGCCUCGUGGUUUGCUAGGACCAAAGGGACCCCAAGGGCCUCCUGGAUCUCCUGGUGUAACUGGAAUGGACGGCCACCCUGGACCCAAAGGAAAUAUUGGUCCUCAAGGAGAGCCUGGACCUCCUGGACAGCAGGGGAACCCAGGAGCUCAGGGUCUGCCAGGGCCUCAAGGAGCCAUUGGUCCUCCAGGAGAGAAGGGUCCGACCGGGAAGCCAGGCCUGUCGGGAAUGCCAGGAGCUGAUGGACCGCCGGGUCACCCAGGAAAAGAGGGACCAUCUGGUGAAAAGGGAAAUUUUGGACCCGCUGGUCCUCAAGGCCCAAUUGGUUAUCCUGGACCCAGAGGCGUAAAGGGUGCUGAUGGAGUCCGUGGUCUGAAAGGAACCAAGGGUGAAAAGGGAGAAGAUGGCUUCCCUGGAUUCAAGGGGGAUAUGGGAAUUAAGGGUGACAGGGGAGAACUGGGACCUGCUGGACCCAGAGGCGAGGAUGGCCCUGAGGGUCCCAAAGGUCGGUCUGGGCUUCCUGGGGAUUCUGGUCCUCUUGGGCCUAAUGGCGAAAAGGGCAAGCUUGGUGUUCCAGGGCUGCCAGGUUACCCAGGUAGACAAGGUCCAAAGGGAUCUCAGGGAUUUCAAGGUUUUCCAGGAGCGAAUGGAGAAAAAGGAACACGAGGUACAGCUGGAAAGCCUGGGCCAAGAGGACAGAGGGGACCAACUGGUCCACGUGGAGAGAGGGGUCCAAGAGGUCCAACAGGAAAGGCGGGGCCUAAGGGUAACUCAGGAAGCGAUGGUCCUCCUGGACCACCAGGCGAAAGGGGUGUUCCAGGGCCUCAGGGUCCAACUGGAUUCCCUGGACCAAAGGGCCCACCUGGCCCAGCUGGAAAAGAUGGACUUCCUGGACACCCUGGGCAGAGAGGUGAAACUGGCUUCCAAGGCAAGACUGGACCUCCUGGACCACCAGGUGUUGUUGGACCUCAGGGCCCAACAGGUGAAACUGGACCAAUGGGAGACCGGGGCCACCCAGGACCUCUUGGGCCCCCUGGUGAGCAGGGCCUUCCGGGAGCUACAGGGAAAGAGGGGGCCAAGGGUGACCCGGGUCCCGCUGGCCCUGCUGGUAAAGAUGGCCCACCUGGUUUGAGAGGAUUCCCUGGAGAACGAGGCCUGCCUGGUCCAGUAGGGGCACCUGGUUUGAAAGGAAAUGAAGGUCCCAACGGCCCUCCUGGACCUGCGGGUUCUCCUGGUGAACGAGGUCCUGCCGGCCCAGCUGGACCCACCGGACUUCCAGGACGCCCUGGACCCCAGGGCCCCCCAGGCCCCGCUGGAGAGAAGGGUGGACCGGGUGAGAAAGGUCCACAAGGUCCUGCAGGAAGAGAUGGUGUCCAGGGUCCUGUCGGUCUUCCAGGCCCAGCCGGCCCUCUCGGACCCCCAGGAGAGGACGGAGAUAAGGGAGAGAUCGGUGAACCAGGGCAAAAGGGAAGCAAAGGGGACAAGGGAGAACAUGGUCCACCUGGUCCGACUGGUCCUCAAGGCCCAAUUGGACAGCCUGGUCCUGCUGGUGCUGAUGGGGAGCCUGGACCUCGAGGACAGCAGGGGCUCUUUGGGCAGAAAGGUGAUGAAGGACCCAGAGGGUUCCCUGGACCUCCUGGCCCAGUUGGGCUGCAGGGUUUGCCUGGGCCUUCAGGUGAGAAAGGAGAAACCGGAGACGUUGGCCAAAUGGGCCCCCCUGGUCCCCCUGGCCCAAGAGGUCCCUCUGGUGCCCCUGGAGCAGAUGGCCCUCAAGGCCCCCCAGGUGGCAUCGGCAACCCUGGAGCUGUGGGAGAGAAGGGUGAAUCUGGUGAAACCGGAGAGCCUGGUCUUCAAGGAGAUGUCGGCCCACCAGGUGCCAGAGGUGAACGGGGAGAGAAGGGUGAAGCCGGUCCCGCUGGUUCUGCUGGCCCUCCUGGUCCAAAAGGUCCUCCUGGAGAUGAUGGUCCUAAGGGCAGCCCUGGUCCAAGCGGUUUCCCUGGUGACCCUGGUCCUCCUGGAGAGCCUGGACAGCCUGGUCAAGAUGGUCCUGCUGGUGACAAGGGAGAUGAUGGAGAGGCUGGUCAACCUGGUUCUCCUGGACCUACUGGUGAGUCCGGACCUUCUGGCCCACCUGGAAAGAGAGGACCCCCUGGGGCUGCUGGACCUGAAGGAAGACAAGGAGAAAAAGGAGGCAAGGGUGAGCCAGGUCUGGAGGGCCCACAAGGCAAGACAGGUCCUGUGGGUCCACAAGGUGCUCCAGGCAAGCCAGGUUCUGAAGGCCUCCGGGGAAUCCCUGGUCCAGUUGGUGAACAAGGCCUCCCUGGGCCACCUGGCCCUGAUGGACCUCCUGGACCUAUGGGUCCACCGGGUUUACCUGGUUUGAAAGGUGACACUGGUCUUAAAGGAGAAAAGGGCCACCCUGGUCUGAUUGGUCUGAUUGGACCCCCGGGCGAGCAGGGAGAGAAGGGUGACAGAGGUCUUCCAGGCCCGCAGGGGUCAUCAGGUCCCAAAGGCGACACUGGUAUUGCUGGCCCCUCUGGUCCACUUGGUCCCAUUGGUCCCCCAGGUUUGCCGGGUCCCCCUGGUCCUAAGGGUGCAAAGGGCUCGUCGGGUCAGACUGGUCCAAAGGGUGAGUCUGGUGUUCCUGGACCUCCUGGACCUCCAGGACCUCCAGGUGAUGUCAUCCACCCCCUGCCCAUUCAGUCCAGUCCCAAGAGGAGCAGGAGGAACAUCGAUGCCAGCCAGCUGAUGGACGAUGAGGCCAACCCUGAAAACUACAAGGACUAUGACGAUGGCAUGGAAGAGAUAUUUGGCUCACUCAACUCCCUCAAACUGGAGAUCGAGCAAAUGAAGCACCCACUAGGCACCCAAGCCAACCCUGCCCGUACCUGCAAGGAUCUGCAGCUGUGUCACCCAGACUUCCCUGAUGGUGAAUACUGGAUUGAUCCUAACCAGGGUUGCUCUCGUGACUCCUUCAAAGUUUACUGUAACUUCACAGCUGGAGGAGAGAGCUGCAUCUACCCAGACAAGAAGUCAGAAGGAGCUAGGCUCACUUCCUGGGCAAAGGAGAUUCCCGGGUCCUGGUUCAGUGAAUUCAAACGUGGUAAACUGCUUUCCUACAUGGACUCGGAGGGCAACCCGAUCGGUGUGGUCCAGAUGACCUUCCUGCGUCUGCUGAGCGCAUCUGCCCGACAGAACCUCACCUACAACUGCUACCAGUCAGUGGCCUGGCACGACUCAGAAGGGGACUCCUACGACAAGGCCAUCCGCUUCCUGGGCUCUAACGAUGAGGAGAUGUCCUAUGACAAUAAUCCCUACAUCCGCGCCGUGGUAGACGGCUGUGCGUUGAAAAAGGGCUAUGAAAAGACUGUACUUGAGAUCAACACACCAAAGGUGGAACAAGUGCCUUUUGUUGACAUCAUGUUCAACGAUUUUGGCGGAGCCUCUCAGAAGUUUGGAUUUGAAGUGGGGCCUGUCUGCUUCAUUGGUUGAGACUGUUUACUGAGAAAUAUAAUAAUUAACUCGAACAAAACACACAGCAAAAAUAUAUAUAUAAAACAUCACAUCUGUAAAAUGUUGUGUCUCCAAAAAGAAAAAAAAACAAGGAAACAAAUAAUUCAAUAAAAGAAUAAAAAAAACAACUUUGUAACCUCAGUGUACCUUCUCCAUCACAUGCAGGUUUUGAAACUGGAUGAGCCAGUUGUUUGCUACCAUUCCGCACUAGCCACCAUGCACCCACCCGCCCCAUGUCUCUCUCUCUCUGCCUCUAAGUAACAGCACUCUUGCUAGAAGUAAUGUCGUAUUGUGCCCAUUGCCUUGAGACAAACUUGGGAUUCUAACACGUUAAAAAGGCAGGACUUACCAUGGCCUCCACCUUAAAUGGCAGUUGUUUUUUUCCUUUGUCGAGUUCAUCCUUCAAGCUUCAUUUUGUGCAUAUUGUCAACCCAUUCCCUGGAAUGGUGCUUAUAUAUAUAUAUAAAUAUAUUUUUUGUAUGUUUGUAAGUACGUUUUGUAUAUUUUUUCCUGGUAUUGUUUAUUGAUUCCGGCUUCAAAACAUGCAUGUGACAUUUAUAUUGUAAGGAUGGAGAUGAUAAUUAUUUGAAUAAAAUAAGAAAUAUGCACAGAAAUUAAUUGGAUGUGAAAAAGUUAUAGUCCUGUUGUGCUACAGGUGUUAAGCACAUCUUAUUUGUAAUUUAAAAAAAACAAAUAAUAAUAAAAGACAAAAAAGCACACAGCGCUAUCAUGUGAGCAUUAAUUUUCAAAGAAAAAAUUGUUUUUCACAAAAAGGACUUUUGUCUUUAUGUCUACCGCCCUCUUUAAAAUGGCUGUUGUAAACUUGCUUACGUAUAGUUGCAGAUGAAUAAUUUAAGGUGGUUAAGGCUUUCUCAUUUUUCAAUACUUCCAUAUUUGUUCUAUAAAAAUAUAUGCAAUGGGAGAUUAUAUAUGGGAGGGAUAUCACAUUAUUAUGGAAUAAAUAAGACACAUAGGUGCUAUUUUGAAUUCCGUCUGUGGUGCUAUGUUUUGUUUUUUAUUUUUCACUUUUUUAAUGUAAAGAAAAACACUGGUGAUGUCCAGCCAUUACCAUGUCUCCCAAAACAUUCUUAGCUCUCACCUCCUUCACAAAAAGGUUAUCCUUGCUGAAGUUGUUGGGAAUUAUUGUUAUGCAUGACAUUUUUUUUUCAUACUCAUACAUAGGAACCAUAUUUCUUUGUUGUUUCAGCUAGUAUGGCCCAUGUAGAAACAAAACCUCUGAAAUAACUGUAAUAUUAGGUUUGCAAUAAUGGCAGAUUCUAAUUGUUUGCUAAAUGUGGUGCUAAUUUAUAUAUUCCAUCCUCGGAUGCAGACAUCUGGGAAAAAGUAAAAAAUUGCAAUUUGUUUGCAUGGUGGCUUCUGGAAAUGGUGCAUUUUGUAAAUGGAUCUCAGCGAGCAGAAUAUGUGCAAUGGACUCUCUCCCCGCAAUUAUCCGCCACAAAGGCUUACACUUAGCUUUUCAAAUAUUUGAGAAAACGCCUUUUGGAGCUUUUCUGUUUUUGUGGCAAUAAACCUCUAUGAGAAUCCCAAAGUGAUUUGUGGAAAACCUACGGUUUUACAGUGUAUGUAUCAGAAAUCCUAGAUUCUCUACCAAGCUUUCCAAUAUCUUAGUUUGCCCCUGUUGACAAACUUGAAAACAAAGAAGGCUUGUGGUCCAUUGGUAUUUAAAAAGGACUGCAGACUGUCUUCAUGUGAGGAUCAGUUUCAUUCUCUAUUAUUUCCUUUCUCAAAAAAAAAAAUGCAUUUAUGUGACUUGAAAAGACUAGGAUUCCCCAGUUGAUCAUUCUGUCAUUACAUGGCCAACAUGAUUCCUCUAUUGCCUAAAAUUUCUUUCUUUGACACCCCCCCCCCACGCACACACACACACUCUCGCUAUAGUGCACUCUGAGUUCAAGUAGCACUCUUUUCUCUGAACUUAUUGACCACUCAGCAUCUACCACAUGCAAAUGAUUUACUGUCCUUCAUUGAUAACUUGUUUUUUUUUAUUUUUUAUCUGUGACUUGAACCAUUUUUGUAAUUAAAAUACACUUACAGAGCAUGGAUUUUGGUGCAGCGGGCCCAGUUUUAAGUAUUGCUGUCAACAAAGCAUUCUUGUAAAAUAAAAAAUUGAACCAGCAGAAAUGCUGCCAAUAAAGUUUUUGUUUUGUUUAUUUUGUUUGUGCGUUUUAAGGUCUUGUCAAACCUGUGUAAGAAAGGACAGAAGAUAUAUUGGUGUUUAUGUCAAUAAAUUCAAGUUUACUGUGCCCUUCCACUCCUUUGAGGUGUGUAUCUUGUAUGUCUUUUAAAGCAUUAAAACCUACCUGUAUGCAUGAA
Molecule: messenger RNA, 8584 nt
Organism: Anguilla anguilla (European eel)
Lineage: Eukaryota; Metazoa; Chordata; Actinopteri; Anguilliformes; Anguillidae
Gene: col5a1
Product: procollagen, type V, alpha 1
Exons: 66
Coding region: 299-6232 (1977 amino acids)
Molecular function (GO): extracellular matrix structural constituent
Source: RefSeq, a predicted model, not a curated record